UGCUUUACACUGUAAGCGUAAGCAUAACCUCUAUAAAAAGAAAUCCCUGUAGCGCUGUAUUUUUAUUUGGUUGGAUUUUGGAUUUUACUUAAAUGUAUUAACAAGUUUAGCAUAUUGUAAUUUUCCUAUUUUCUAAAUCAUGUCCAAAGCUGCUGCAAGAUUGAAAUCGGUCAAAAAGGCCGUUACCGACAAAGUAAUUCAUGGAAAAAUGCGUACCAAUAUCCCUGCUGGUCUGGCGGCUGCAGGGCCCCCACUUGGCCCCAUGUUGGGACAGAGGGGAGUAAAUAUAGCAGCUUUUUGCAAAGACUUCAAUGAAAAAACCAAAGAAAUCAAAGAAGGAAUCCCUUUACCAGUACGAAUGACUGUAAAUGCUGACAGGACUUUUGCUUUAACAAUUCAUCAGCCUCCAGCAGUUUUUUUCCUCAAACAAGCCGCAGGAAUUGAAAGGGCGGCAAUGGAAUCAGGAAAAGAAAUUGCUGGAAAAGUUACCCUGAAACACAUUUACGAAAUUGCAAAGAUAAAAGGGGUGGAUCCGCCUUUACAAACAUUAUCUAUGGAAGAUGUAUGUAAAAUGUUAGUGGGAGUUGCGAGAUCCUGUGGAAUUGAAGUAGUUCGAGAUUUAGAUUCUAAAGAAUAUGCUGAAUUUCUCAAAGAAAGAGCUGUAAUAGUUGAACAACAAAAGAAAGAAUUGCAAGAAAAGAAAGAAGCUAAAAUGUUAAGAACAGGUUAAUUUGUUUUUCUUCUGGUUCGUAGUUAUUUAAAUAUAUAAGUUAUAGAUCUAUUUAUUAGUAGUAUUAAAAUUAUAAUUAUUAAGUAACCAUUUAGAUUCCAUUUGCCGGUUCCAUUGCACAAAAGAGUUUUACAAAAACACAAAGUCCUAUUUUGUGUCUUUACACAGCCACUUUUCAAACUAAUUUUUUUAUCCUUUGUGCAACCUCUUUGAGUAUAUCUCUUGCUAUUGUUAGGUUGAAUAAUGUCCAAAUAACAAAACGAAUUCCUAUUCAACGGACACAGAAACACUUUUUCAAUUUGAUCUUCGAAUUUGGAAAAUCUAAAAGUGCUCACAUCACAUGUUGGGGUUAAGUCUGUGUAAGAUGAUUUGCAUUGGUAGCAGACAAGGCUUUUUGCUUGCUCAACAUCAGGAUUGAAAAGUUUUUCUGCUUCUUCUCGAUAACCUUGGUGAGUUAUUUUUGUCAGGCAUAAUAAUAAGACUAAUUGAAACCGAAUGUUGGAAAUUUUGUGUUAAUAUAGACUUAGACAUGCCAGGAAAUUAGUUUUGUCAUUAACCAAUAUAAGGCUAAUUUUUGAUUGAUGUCAGUAUAAUGGCUUUUAACAGGUGGUUAACAUAAGGGGAUUGCUCCCACAAAAAUUUUAUUUGGGGGUGCUGCUGAGGAUAUUGUAAAGUGCAGUAUAGCCCGGUCACCUAAAAUAGUAUUUUUUUUAAUAAGAAUUGUUUGUUUAAUUUUCAAAUAGUGCAUUAUGAAGUGAAUGUUUCAGCGGAAAUCUUCAAUUGAAAAAUUACAAAUUAAAAUUGUACUGAAAAUACUUUUUAUUUGCAACUGAGCUAUAAUGUACUUUUUCCCCUAAAUAAAUAUGCAGUAUAACCCAGUCACCUAAAGAGUUUUUUAUUUAAUUAAGAAAAUGCAGAUUAACUCAAACUAAUCCUUACUAACCCUUCCGUCGUCCGUAUAGUGCAAGCUAAAGUUCAUUCCACGAAACGAGAUAGUAGAGGUAAACAAAUAGGCGGAGCUUAAAAAUUCAGAGAAGGACUGCAAAAAUAUGAAUUACAACUAAUAACAUUUAUUAUUGUCAGGUUGUCAUAUGAGUCAAUAAGUUUAAUGUCGUAUUUCCUAGUAUUUUACAAUCAUUUAAAUAGUGUUUGGUGAAUUUUUGUUAAUAAGUGAGCAAUUUAGAUUAAAACAAUAUCAAGUUCAACAGAUUCUGCUGAAGAAUUCGUUCAAAUCGUUCAGAAAUAUAUUCAAAGAACAGAAAUACCUACAAAACAACCUAAGACGGUCCUGCCUGGGGCGGAGUAUAAUCCUUUUCUAGCCAAUUAAAUUCGACUUACCUGUCAAAGUUUGUUUACUUUCACUAUCUCGUUUCGUGAAAUGAACUUUGGUCUGCAUAAGUAAAAUACUGUUUAUUUGUAACCGUCCUAUUGGACUAUCCAAGAUGCUGUCAAACUUAAAUAAAAAUGUCCGCCAAGA
Molecule: messenger RNA, 2207 nt
Organism: Ceutorhynchus assimilis (cabbage seed weevil)
Lineage: Eukaryota; Metazoa; Arthropoda; Insecta; Coleoptera; Curculionidae
Source: the annotation of a GenBank genome assembly